AGUUACCGCUUACGUCAUUGUGCGCCCGUAGAAAAAAAGUACAGCCCAGGAAUUAAACAUUGUGAUAAUUAUUGGAUUAUUUGUUGUUACGUGUUUAGAGGUUUAUACACAAUGGCGUUAGAAACGGUGCCGAAAGAUCUCCGCCACCUCCGGGCGUGUCUGUUAUGCUCUCUCGUGAAGACGAUUGACCAGUUUGAAUAUGAUGGAUGUGAUAAUUGUGAGUCGUACCUUCAGAUGAAGGGCAACAGAGAAAUGGUUUAUGAAUGCACAAGUUCCUCAUUUGAUGGUGUUACAGCCAUGAUGAGUCCAGAAGACAGCUGGGUGGCUAAAUGGCAGAGAAUAGUUAACUUCAAGCCAGGUGUAUAUGCAGUGUCAGUGACAGGCCGACUUCCUCCAGGUGUGGUGAGAGAGCUGAAAAGCAGAGGAGUGAUCUACAAAUCCAGAGACACAGCAGUUAAAACAUAAUUCGGGUUCUUCCCUGUUUUCUUUUCGUUAUGUUUGCCUGAUUACACCUACAAAACCACACCUGCAGUGCUGUGGAGCUGCUUGCUUUUUCUUUUCUUUCUUUGAUUAAAACCUAAAAUAAAGGUCUGUUUUAUAAU
Molecule: messenger RNA, 602 nt
Organism: Cyprinodon variegatus (sheepshead minnow)
Lineage: Eukaryota; Metazoa; Chordata; Actinopteri; Cyprinodontiformes; Cyprinodontidae
Gene: supt4h1
Product: SPT4 homolog, DSIF elongation factor subunit
Exons: 5
Coding region: 112-465 (117 amino acids)
Biological process (GO): positive regulation of DNA-templated transcription, elongation; regulation of transcription elongation by RNA polymerase II; chromatin organization
Cellular component (GO): nucleus; DSIF complex
Molecular function (GO): zinc ion binding; RNA polymerase II complex binding
Source: RefSeq, a predicted model, not a curated record